AUGAGUUUUCGUAGCUGGUACUUUUCCAUUGUUGAUCCCCUACAAAUAUUCCCCAAAUAUUCAGGAAAUGAAAAGUUUUUCUUGAUUUCUUGCGAUAAAGUAUUUAGUACGAAGAAUCAGAAAAAGUUUAUAACUAUUGAUAAGGGAUUUCUGCUUUCGAUUGAGCCGAAUCAGCAACAGCAAAAAGACUCAAAAUAUAUCAUUUCCGAAAAUAAAACAUUCAAGGACAAUAUGACAACAGACUAA
Molecule: messenger RNA, 246 nt
Organism: Clunio marinus
Lineage: Eukaryota; Metazoa; Arthropoda; Insecta; Diptera; Chironomidae
Source: the annotation of a GenBank genome assembly